This is a messenger RNA of Scheffersomyces coipomensis, 844 nucleotides long. RefSeq lists its product as uncharacterized. The record is from RefSeq and is a predicted model, not a curated record. NCBI's taxonomy places the organism in Eukaryota, Fungi, Ascomycota, Pichiomycetes, Serinales, Debaryomycetaceae. Bases 374 to 751 code for a protein of 125 amino acids. The transcript is spliced from 3 exons.
AGAGUGAUAACUAUUUGAAUCAAUCAAUUGAAGCUCCAGUUAGUGAUACAGGAGUGAGAUACUGGAUUCGGAAUUUGAUUUCAAAUCAAAUUGCCAAGUUUAGUUUCCACUUGUCAUCAAAUUUUGAUAAAGCAUCUGAAAACUCCUCAACUUUUGAUUCCUUAUUGAAAAAUCUCUUUGAGUGGUAUAAAUUUUUAAGACCUGUUUUCUUCUUAGGUGCUAGAAUUGCUCUGAGUAGAAUUGUUUACAUUCCAGUAUGAUUUACCGUUAUGUCUUUCUAUUUCUUUGACUUCUCUCAUUACUAACUUCAAAAUAGAUUCUUGUUGUCCUUUUAGCUCCAGGAAUUUUGAUUGUUCUAUUAGUUCUUUCAGCCAUGUUUGGUGUGUCAUCAGUUGCAAUUGGUCUUUUCACAAUUACAUCAGUUGCUACUUUUGUUGGUUUCACUUUUAUUGUUGUUCCAGGUUUGAUGUUGGCUGCUAUCACUGGAGCAUCUGCUUACUUGGUCUAUACCAUUACUGGUGCUAACCAAUCAAACAAUCCAAAGUUUGAAGUAUUGCAACAAGAAUUAACGGAAAAAUUACGUGGUGCUACGAAAAAGAAAUCCAACAAUGGGAUAUAUGAAGUUCUUGAUCAGACUGGUGAAACUAAUAUUGGAAAUGAAGAUGAUGAAGACAACUUGUCUGGUUCUGUUGUCCGUUCUUCCGAUGUAGUUGAUGAUGAAGAUGUAUCCCCCAGUCCCUUAAUUGCCUAAUCAUAAUUAACUGGGAAGUAAUAGUGAGUAAGAGAAAUAUAGUGUGCGAAAAUAAAGUAAGAAAUAAAUUUUAAACGUGUACUGUAAAAAUAA